Molecule: messenger RNA, 697 nt
Organism: Suillus bovinus
Lineage: Eukaryota; Fungi; Basidiomycota; Agaricomycetes; Boletales; Suillaceae
Product: transcription initiation factor IIA, gamma subunit, helical domain-containing protein
Exons: 4
Coding region: 124-465 (113 amino acids)
Biological process (GO): RNA polymerase II preinitiation complex assembly; transcription initiation at RNA polymerase II promoter
Cellular component (GO): transcription factor TFIIA complex
Molecular function (GO): TBP-class protein binding; RNA polymerase II general transcription initiation factor activity
Source: RefSeq, a predicted model, not a curated record
UACGUGACGUCACACGUCACGGUAGUAUUACUCACCAACCAUUGCAGCUCAUGGCAUGGUCAGAAGCGGUUCUCCACACUACUGCCUGUUUUACUCUGAAGCUGAAGACAGCUGCAAAUUAGCAUGGCUUCAGCGUACUAUGAGUUUUACCGAGGGUCAUCAAUUGGAAUGGCCCUGACAGACUCGCUGGACGAGCUUAUCACCAGCGGCGCUAUCACACCGCAAUUGGCCAUGAAAGUCCUUCAACAGUUUGACAAGUCGCUUGCAGACACGAUGGUCAAGCAGGUGAAAACAAAGACUACCCUCAAGGGCAACCUUCGGACAUACCGUUUGUGCGAUGAUGUUUGGACAUUCAUCGUCAAAAACCCGUCCUUCAAGAUGGAAUCGAACGAAAUGGUGUCAGCGGCUCGCAUAAAAAUAAUCGCAUGCAAGAAUGGAGAUGCCAUUGAAGCAGGAAAGAAGUAGCCGAGAUAUAUCUGAACGCUCGAGCCAUCUCUUAUGGCAGUUACUUCAUACUUAUGCAUACAAUGUUGUACUACCUUUCCACGCUGUUGUUUCUCACUGGUUGUCAUGGAUAGAUAAGCAAAUACUGGCUUCAUUUCCGAUACAAGUUCUUUAAAAUCGUCGUAGGCUCGAGUUAAGACUGGGUACCGAUAGUCUGAAUACGAUUUUGAGUAGACAAAGAAGAGGAUAUGGG